This is a messenger RNA of Lasiosphaeria miniovina, 1026 nucleotides long. Its product is annotated as P-loop containing nucleoside triphosphate hydrolase protein. Bases 1 to 1026 code for a protein of 341 amino acids. The transcript is spliced from 2 exons. Gene Ontology annotation, cellular component: cytoplasm. NCBI's taxonomy places the organism in Eukaryota, Fungi, Ascomycota, Sordariomycetes, Sordariales, Lasiosphaeriaceae. The record is from RefSeq and is a predicted model, not a curated record.
AUGGACGACCAACAGCGCGCCGUUGUCGUCGGCAUCAGCGGCUGCUCGUCGAGCGGAAAGACGACGCUGGCCAGGCUGCUGCGAGACAUGUUUCCUGGCACUUUUAUUCUCCACCAAGAUGACUUUUACAAGACCGAAGAUCAACUCCCCAUGAAAGAGGGCCUCCUGGACUGGGACUGCCCAGAAGCCAUAUCGGUGCCGGACAUGGAGCAGUGCCUGGCCCAUAUCCGCUCCACGGGUGCCUUCCCAGUCAGUCUCACCACGAGUUCCUCUCCCCCUCUAUCCCAGCGCGCCGACCACGGCUGCUGCCCUCCACCCCCCACCCCCUUGAAUACUGCUACUGCUACUCCUGCCAGCUCAUCACUCACCACCGCUCUCCCACCCUCGCCCCCAGCCCUGCAGACAGCCCUAGUCGACUCCAAAGAGGACCAGAACAGUGUCGGCGCCUGCCCGGCUGCGCCCGAGCGCAUCGCCGCCGCCGCCGCCCGAGUCCAAGCCUGGCUGCGCCCCGGCCAGCCCGGGUCCCUCGUCUUCUCCCCACCUACAUCAUCUAAGUCGCCGUCGCCGCCUCCGCCCAAGGUCUGCCUCUUGGACGGCUUCCUGCUCUACUCGCCCGACACGGCGGUGCGCGCCAUCAUGUCGGCCAUCGACAUCAAGCUGUUCCUGCUGGUCAGCCGCGCCAAGGCCACGCGCCGCCGCGAGGCCCGCGACGGCUACGUGACGCUCGAGGGCUUCUGGAAGGACCCCCCGGGCUACGUCGACAAGAUUGUGUGGCCCAACUACGCCGCCGCCCACGCCUGGCUGUUUGCCGGCGGCGACGUCGAGCGCGGCGUGCUCGACCCCGACGCCGCCGCGCGCUACGGCAUCUUGGUGCCUGGCAUUCAGCAGGGCGUCGCUGCCACAGGUGAAGGGGGAGCGAGCGAUGGGGGCGUAGAUGUGGAUGUGGACUUUGCCGACAUCCUCGACUGGGCCGUCGACACGCUGAUGCGCAAGCUCGAGGAGGUUGUGUUGGGUAUGUCGAGUUGA